Molecule: messenger RNA, 882 nt
Organism: Symbiodinium sp. CCMP2456
Lineage: Eukaryota; Dinophyceae; Suessiales; Symbiodiniaceae
Source: the annotation of a GenBank genome assembly
AUGCUGCCUGGCUAUUGGGCUUGGGCUCGGCCAUUCAGGAGCCUGCCAAAGAGCUGGCUGAAGGCUCUUUGCUUGCGCAACAUCAGCGACCACAUGACGCGUGCCAAGGAGCCGGAGCCGGAGGUCCUGGAGCCUCUGAGCAAAGCGCGAGAAGUUGAAAGUGCAGAAGCCGAGAGCACACGAGAAGCCGAGAGCCCUCGGGACACCGACAGCCCAGCCGCGAAGACCGUUGAUCAGGAGGCAUCCUACAUCGAAGGGAGCACCUCAAUGGGAGAUGGUGAGGCCCACAUCGGCAAUGGCAACGUGGAGGAAACCCGGAUCAUCUGCGAGACCGACCCGAAUGAGGUGAUAGCCUGGAGGGAGCUCUUCUUCAAGCUUGGAGAGGUUGAUGAGAAGCCAUCGUCCUCUUCAGCGUCUUGCCUGCGAUGUUGGGUGGAACGAGUCAUUUCUGCAAGUGCUAAGCAAGAAGGCACCCUUUGGUUCCUGCCUUCCUGCGAAGCAAAGACCCAGCAGGCUCCGUCGGAACACGGCACCUGGGGUCAGAAGGGCUCUCUGGCUCGCCUGUUGCGGCGCGAGGGCCUGGAGAUGCCGACAUUCCUCCGAGCGCGUGCGAAGCACACGAGUCUGACCGAUUUGGUGGGCCCCGUAGCCGCCGUGGUGCUGGCUGAUCCAAAACAUGCAUCACUUGAGUCGCGAGGGAACCCUGCUAUAGAUGGGGAAGGUUUCCCAGGACAUCAUGAGCAGAUCGCAAGGCCUGGAGCCGUCGUGCUCGGGACAGCCGCCCUGCUCGUGGCGACCAAGCUGGUAGAUGUCGCCUGCUUCAUUCCUCCUGCAGCCCCUGGCCUGCGCCAGUCAGAGACCGGACAAAAUCUGAGACUCUAA